AUGGAUGUGGCCUGGUGAAUGACACCACUGCUGCUUCUGGCUUUGAAGACUGCUGUGGGGAGUGCCCAGUCCAGACUUCCACAGGCCAGGACGGACCUGCUCAGUGUCCGCAUGGAUGCCAAGCAUCACAAGACAAAGCCAAGUGCCGAGGACGAUUUCUAUGGCCAGUGCAGUCCCUAGAGGAAGAAUGCCUGCUGCCUCGUCAGCACCAGACAGGAGCUGCACAAGGACACUUCCCACUUGUAAAACUUUAACUGGGUCCACUGCAGCAAGAUGGAGCCCGCCCGAAAGUUGGCUGACAACUGUCUGUAUGAGUGUUCACCCAACCUGGGGCCCUGGAUGCAGCAGCUAAACUAGAGCUGGCACGGAUGGCGUAGAGAGUGGGUCCUGAACGUGCCCCUGUGCAAAGAGGAUGAGCGCUGGUGGGAGGAUUGUCGUACUUCCUACACCUGCAAGAGCAACUGGCACAAGGGCUGGAACUGCAGCUCAGGUUGA
Otolemur garnettii (small-eared galago) is the source of this 495-nucleotide messenger RNA. It is a transcript of the gene FOLR3, whose product is annotated as folate receptor 3. Gene Ontology annotation, molecular function: signaling receptor activity. Lineage: Eukaryota; Metazoa; Chordata; Mammalia; Primates; Galagidae. The record is from RefSeq and is a predicted model, not a curated record. Gene Ontology annotation, biological process: cell adhesion; sperm-egg recognition; fusion of sperm to egg plasma membrane involved in single fertilization. Gene Ontology annotation, cellular component: external side of plasma membrane.